AUGGAACACUUGGGCGUUGCAAGCUUCGACUGUGCCGCCGUGAACCCUGACUUCCAUGGCACGUUCGAGGCAACAUGCGCUUUCGGCAACAUCACCGGGGUCACAUCGACCUGUGUCGAGAACCCUUGCACCAGCAGCUCGUACAUCGAGGCUGAGCUGGGUGGAACGACCUCCCAGCAGUACUCCCCGGGGGUCCUGCACGGCGCGACCUGGACGGUGCCAUGCGAGCCCAUUAACUGGGACUACAUUGGCGACAUGCAGAUGAGCUGCUACCGCGGCCACGUGCGCGCCGACAACAGCAGCUGCAUCCUGGUGGAACUUGGAUGCCAGCCAUCAGGCCCUGGGGGCAACCUGACUGUGGGCAAUUACACGGUGGAUCUCCGCCCCGUUGCGGGUGUGUCCAAGGACGAGACGUUCCAAGUCGACUGCGGCUCACAGACGCAGCGGAAGUAUGUCGGGGAGAUCACCGUGACCUGUGGGCGACGUGGAAGCUAUGCCAGCAUGGAUAGCGGCUGUGAGCCACGUUCUUGCGUGGGAGGUGAAGCGCUGCUCGUGCAGUCCCAGUACAUGAACGGAUCCGUUCUGUCUUCCGACAUGGCGCACAUGCAAGCCAUCAACGUCACUUGCGAGAACGUCAGUGAGGUCCUUCGAGGCGAUGUGCAAAUAAUGUGUGACUACGGCGACUUCCAGUUGACGCACUCGUGCUACUCCGUUUGCCUACCAUCUCGUCCAGCACAGGCAACGCUGGGAGGAAAGGUUCACGACGUCAUCGCUCCGGAGGUCUUGGCCACCGGCCGGGGCUAUUUCCUACCAUGCAAUGACUUCGUGGCGAACUACAGCGGAACCGUCAACAUCUCUUGCUUGGCCUCCGACCUGCUCGCGAAUACUUCGGACUGCUUGCCAGAUCCAUGCCAAGAUGAGAUCCGCAGCAUCAGCCACGAAGGCAAGGCAGUCCCGUUGAAGCAUUGCAAUUACAUCGAGCAGGGGUUGCGCACGGGCGCAAGUGUGACGAAGCACGCUUAG
Molecule: messenger RNA, 1023 nt
Organism: Symbiodinium sp. CCMP2456
Lineage: Eukaryota; Dinophyceae; Suessiales; Symbiodiniaceae
Source: the annotation of a GenBank genome assembly